AUGAGGAUAAUUCAUAUUGGGAAGAAACCGUACAAAUGUGAAGAAUGUGGCAAAGCUUUCAGGCAAUCCUCACACCUUACUAGACAUAAAGCAAUUCAUACUGGGGAGAAACCCUACAAAUGUGAAGAGUGCGGCAAAGCUUUUAACCAUUUCUCAGCCCUUAGGAAACAUAAGAUAAUUCAUACCGGGGAGAAACCAUACAAAUGUGAAGAAUGUGGUAAAGCUUUUAAGUGGUCCUCAAGACUUACGGAACAUAAGGUAAUUCAUACUGUAGAGAAACCCUGCAAAUGUGAAGAAUGUGGCAAAGCUUUUAGGCAUUUCCCAGCCCUUAGAAAACAUAAGAUAAUCCAUACCGGAAAGAAACCCUACAAAUGUGAAGAAUGUGGCAAAGCUUUUAACAAUUCCUCAACCCUUUUGAAACAUAAGAUAAUUCACACUGAGGAGAAACCAUACAAAUGUGAAGAAUGUGGCCAAGCUUUUAGCCAUUUCUCACACCUUACUAAACAUAGGAUAAUUCAUACAAGAAAGAAACCCUACAAAUGUGAAGAGUGUGGUAAAGCAUUUAGUCAGUCGUAA
Molecule: messenger RNA, 576 nt
Organism: Rhinopithecus roxellana (golden snub-nosed monkey)
Lineage: Eukaryota; Metazoa; Chordata; Mammalia; Primates; Cercopithecidae
Product: zinc finger protein 729-like
Exons: 2
Coding region: 1-576 (191 amino acids)
Biological process (GO): regulation of transcription by RNA polymerase II
Molecular function (GO): DNA-binding transcription factor activity, RNA polymerase II-specific; RNA polymerase II cis-regulatory region sequence-specific DNA binding
Source: RefSeq, a predicted model, not a curated record